Messenger RNA from Oncorhynchus masou masou (cherry salmon), 699 nucleotides. RefSeq names its product syntaxin-binding protein 5-like. Gene Ontology annotation, cellular component: cytoplasm; SNARE complex; plasma membrane. The record is from RefSeq and is a predicted model, not a curated record. Gene Ontology annotation, biological process: regulation of protein secretion; regulation of exocytosis. Gene Ontology annotation, molecular function: syntaxin binding; myosin II binding; GTPase activator activity. The annotation marks the transcript as partial. The transcript is spliced from 5 exons. Lineage: Eukaryota; Metazoa; Chordata; Actinopteri; Salmoniformes; Salmonidae.
UUACGCUGCAGAUGCUGUACAAGCUGAAGACGUCUAAGGUGUUUGAGAACCCCAAUGCGGGUGAAGGCCGGGCGGUCGAGCAGGUAGAGGAGGACCCUUACGCCAUUCAGAUGGUCCGCUGGUGCCCGCAGAGCCGUCUCUUCUGUGUGGUGGGCAUCUCUGCCCACGUCAUCCUCUACCGCUUCAGCAAAAACGACGCCAACGCAGAGAUAGUGUCUCUGGAAGUGCGUCUGCAGUUUCAUUCAGAGGACGUUGUCUCCCUGUCAGAGACAGACCCGUGUUUCUCAGACCCCAGUUCCCCCCAGAUGCCCGGUAGCCCCAGCAACGGCUCACAAGACAGCCUCCACUACCGCAAAGUGAAGAGUCGUCCAGUGCGCAUGCCCCCGGGGUAUCAGGCUGAGUUGGUGAUGCAGCUACAAUGGGUGGAUAGAGAGCCCCCCCAGCAGAUCACCAGCCUGGAUAUCAACUCUGCCUAUGGCCUUCUAGCGUUUGGGAGCUGCAAUGGUCUAGUGGUGGUGGACUACAUUCAGAAGACCAUCCUGAUGUGUGUGAGCACGUUGGACCUGUACGGAGCCGCUGACCCCUACCAACGUCUCACACGCUCCCCACGCAAAAACAGACAGUCCACCUCAGGCCUAACGGAACUGUCCGACAACCAGGUGUCCAUGGACAUGGAGAGAAGCAAGUCACCCACCUCAG